Molecule: messenger RNA, 1119 nt
Organism: Orycteropus afer afer
Lineage: Eukaryota; Metazoa; Chordata; Mammalia; Tubulidentata; Orycteropodidae
Gene: TRIB1
Product: tribbles pseudokinase 1
Exons: 3
Coding region: 1-1119 (372 amino acids)
Biological process (GO): positive regulation of proteasomal ubiquitin-dependent protein catabolic process; regulation of MAP kinase activity; protein phosphorylation
Cellular component (GO): nucleus
Molecular function (GO): ATP binding; protein kinase activity; mitogen-activated protein kinase kinase binding
Source: RefSeq, a predicted model, not a curated record
AUGCGGACCGGCCCGGUGCGCUCCGCCACGAGCGGCGCCGCGCAGCCCCGCGGCCGGGCCCUGCUGCUCUCGGCCUCUCGGGGCGCCCCGGCCAAACGCCUGCUGGAUGCGGACGACGCGGCCGCCGUGGCGGCCAAGUGCCCGCGCCUCUCCGAGUGCUCGAGUCCCCCGGACUACCUCAGCCCCCCCGGCUCGCCCUGCAGCCCGCAGCCCCCGCCCGCCGCUCCGGGAGCCGGCGGCGGCUCUGGGAGCGCGCCGGGGCCCUGCCGCAUCGCCGACUACCUGCUGCUGCCCCUGGCGGAGCGCGAGCAUGUGUCCCGGGCGCUAUGCAUCCACACGGGCCGCGAACUGCGCUGCAAGGUGUUUCCCAUUAAACACUACCAGGACAGAAUCCGGCCUUACAUCCAGCUGCCGUCACACAGACACAUCACCGGCAUCGUGGAAGUGAUCCUUGGGGACACCAAAGCCUAUGUCUUCUUUGAGAAGGACUUUGGGGACAUGCACUCGUAUGUGCGAAGCCGGAAGAGGUUGCGGGAAGAGGAGGCUGCCCGGCUCUUCAAGCAGAUUGUCUCUGCCGUUGCCCACUGCCACCAGUCGGCCAUUGUGUUGGGGGAUCUGAAACUUAGGAAAUUCGUCUUCUCCACGGAGGAGAGAACCCAGCUCAGAUUGGAAAGCCUAGAAGACACCCACAUCAUCAAGGGGGAGGACGAUGCUCUGUCAGACAAACAUGGCUGCCCCGCCUACGUGAGCCCUGAGAUCCUGAACACGACCGGGACCUACUCGGGAAAGGCGGCGGACGUUUGGAGCCUCGGGGUGAUGCUCUACACCCUUCUGGUCGGACGAUACCCCUUCCAUGACUCAGACCCCAGUGCCCUGUUCUCCAAAAUCCGACGCGGGCAGUUCUGCAUUCCCGACCACAUUUCCCCCAAAGCCAGGUGCCUCAUCCGCAGCCUUCUGAGACGAGAGCCUUCGGAGAGACUUGCUGCCCCUGAGAUCCUGCUCCAUCCCUGGUUUGAGUCUGUCUUGGAACCUGGCUAUGUCGACUCGGAAAUAGGAACUUCAGACCAGAUUGUCCCGGAAUGCCAGGAGGACAGUGACAUUAGUUCCUUCUUCUGCUAA